CCACUGCCGCCCAGGGAAGAGGAGCAGCAGCCUCCACUGGCCGCGCUGCAGGAAUCCGGAUAUGAUGAAGUUUUAGACUCAACCAAAAAGAAAAAAAAAGAAAAAGAAAAAGUACCGCCACUGAAACGUCGAGAACGUCGCGAGGAUUUAUUGAGGAUUUGUAAAACUUGGUUAAAACACGGAGACAAACGAAGGAGCGAGACGAACUGACAGGAGGCGAGGAGUUAGGGGAAGUUUCAACGCGUUCACCAAGUUUUCCAGAAGGAUCUACAGAAGGAGCUGGAGGAAGGAAGGAUGAGAAUAAACGUGGAGUGAAGGGAGUUGACAUGUUCGAAAGCCUGAGCUGCUGCUGCUGAGAUGAGACGUUGCUUUUCUCAGCGCUGAGGAGGAAACACACUUCUUCUUCACCCUCUUCUUCACCUUCUUCUGCUGCGUGUGUCCCCCACAAAGACACGACUGUCUCAUGUCCAAGGAGACCGUCCUUCCUCCGGAUGUGCCAGGGCCAGUCAAGGGCCCCCAGCAAGAGAGCAGUCCUCUGCUGUCAGCCUCUCACGAUGCUCGUGACAGCGAAUCGUCAGGAAGAACGUCAUCUCCCAAGAAACCAGUCGCCGGAGGACGAAGUCACGUGAGGGAUUACUGCGAGCCAGUAAGAACUCAACCUCACUCCGAGUCUCAACCCGGUCCCUUGGAGCUCGCAGAGGGAGAUGCUGUCAAGGACCAAAAUGGCCUUCCCCACAACGGCACUGGCACGGCCGCGCUGAGUAAUGGCAGAGGAAUCCACCCUGGCAUCGGUGGCGCCACACGCACGUGCACUUGCACUUGCGGUGCCAACAUCAGCACAGGCGCAGAGAGCGGCUCAGGCCCGAGCACGAGAGCGACUGAGCGGCCGACGACAGAGCAGCCCAGGAAGCAGCCGUCCACACCGGUGUCGCAGAGGAUGCAGAGGAAAUUAAGGUCCAGCUUGUCGGUCAACAGCGACAGCAGCAGACGCAGUAAAGGCAGUUCCACUGGGUCGCAGAGAGCUCCGCUUCCAGAGGACUGCUGCGUCCACUGCAUCCUCGCCUGCCUGUUCUGCGAGUUCCUGACGCUCUGCAACAUGGUGGCGACGCAGGCCUCGUGCGGCGCCUGCUCGCCAGAGGCCUGCUGUUGCUGCUGCUGCAGCGACGAUAUGGGCGACGACUGCAACUGUCCAUGUGACACUGACUGUGGCAUCAUGGACGCCUGCUGUGAGUCCUCGGACUGCCUGGAAAUCUGUAUGGAGUGCUGCGGCAUCUGCUUCCCCACAUAGGGAGGAGGCCGGCAUGGCUGCGGACCAGGGUGACUCUGCAGGGGAUAACUGGACCCCGGCAAAGAAAAUAUGGAAGGAUGCUGCUGUCACUUUGAAUUCAGCAACAAGCAGAGGGAAUAAGUGUGUGUUUGUGUGUGUGUGAAUGUGAACUAAUGAGUGCUGUUGAGUGUGUGAAAUAGUAUGAGCUGGCUGAGUAAAACGUGCGUUGAAAGAUGUAUUGACACUGGGCUCCUCCAUCAAAACCAGCAUAGCAUGGGCUAGAAGUAACUCCAGAUAUAUGAACGUGUCAUUUAAAUCUUUAGUUUAUCGUUUAAAUUUGUUUCUGUUAAGUAUUCUGUUCUUAGCGACAAAAAAAAGUAUUAUCACAGAUUUUAUUGUUACAUCAGGAAUGCUGUUUGUAUCUUAUCUUGCCUUUUUUUUUCUUUUUCAAUACUUCUGUGUUUUUUAUGCUCAGGAACUGAGGUUACAGUCUUAGUUCUGUACAACACUGUAAGAAUUAGAGAUGUUCCGAUACUCAGAAAUUAGAAAUGUAUCCAUGGUGAGUCUGCAAAUCGAUGUAACAAUCCAAUACAAGUCAUUCAAGUAGAUUAUUUCCCCCCUGGUAAAACUGAAAUUGUUUUAUCCUGAAAAUCCCUUCCAUUUCAAAACAGCAGUUGCCACUGGUUUUAGAGGGUUGGGGGUUAGGUGUCUGUAUUCAUGUGGAAUACAUUUCCCACAAACUGUUCAUCUAAUUGGCUUCACACACAAACAUGUGUGUUUUGUAAAUUAAAAGACAAAGUGCAGUGCUGAUGCCAUUUGGACCUGUGGUACCUUCAAUAUUAAUGAAAUGGGAAUAAACAGGCGACCAGCUUUUACUUUGAAAAGUUGUGAAAUUUGAAGAUUGCUUCGAUGACCUAACAGACCUCUUAUAUAACCGAGAUGCAAGCACUUAUUCUGAAGUAGAAUCUGGACGCAGCCCAGUCCAAACAGGCAGGUUUACAAAGAGCACUGCACUAGUUUUUCUAAAAUGCACCGUUCUCAGAUUGGUAACUGUCGAUAUGGAAACUCAGAAUCUAGAUCGGGAACAACAAAAUGGUAUCGGAACAUCUCUAGUAAAUAUGUUUAUGUGACAGUUCCUACUCUCUUAAAGGCAUACUGUAUUUUUGCAACACACUUUCACUUACACACAGUCUGACUGUGGCACUGUAGAACAAUUGAAACUAGUGAAAUAUCAUAGAAGAAUAGGCACGACAUGUCAUCUGCUUAGGGAAUGUUGUCGUGACCGAAUGCUUCAUGUUUUCAUGAUGACAGAAACAAACUGCACAAAAUUGUUGAUAAUUGUAAUGUUACAAAAGUACUGGAAUGUCUAUGACCAACCGCUUGAUUUGGCACUAUUUGAAUUCUUGGGUUUACUGGAAAAUACAGUGCACAUCCUCACAUGUUUAGUACAAAAGCAUCUGACCAGCUCACUGUACAGUUUCCUGCCAGAAAAACAACAUCUGCAGCUUAUGUCUUCAUUCCUUGGAACGUCCUCCUCCGCCAUUAGCCAUCAAUGAUAAGGCUUUGUCAGUGGCCUAUGGUACAAACCGUGCUCUCUGCUCACGAGGGCCUCGAUAAGGAAUUAAGAAAUGGUGACCCUGGUUGCAAUAUAAGCGGCUUUCCGGAGAAUCAAGCCCAGUGGCUCACAAUACAAAGGAAUCAUGAACUGUCACAACGAAGUGGUAAACUAAUGCAGGGUAAAGGCAGUUUUCUUCCAAUUUUUUUCUACUCUUUCUAUCUCUGUUCCUUAAUUCUGUGUAUUCAGAGAUGAGGUUGUGGUGUGAAUCACCAGCGGAGUCAUUUUCUUGUCUAGCAGAUUUGCUUUGAUGGUGUUUAAGCGAUGACGCUUAAUGCUGGCCCUUCAUUAGCACCGCUCGAUAACAACAAAAAAGAAUGUCCCUCCGUAAAGCCAACAAAGAUAAUGUGCUGGCAUGCGCGGCUCAUCUUAAUGACUUGCUGUCAUGGUGUAAGGAAUUUGGACAGGCACCUCCGUGCAACCUCAUUCUCUGGUUUAUGAUUAACUCGAGCUUCUCAUGUGCUGAGGAGUCAAGAAAACACCGUACACAUAAUGUGAAGAAUUUAUGUAAAAAAGAAAACAUGUACACAUGUAGCUACAGUCCUCCGAUACUAUACUGUUGUUUUUCAUUCUGUUCCUUACACUUGAUCCUUCUCAUUUUAAUUCCGAUGCUUCAUUUCCUAACUUGGAGUUCACAAGUUGUUAUAUUAGUUUUAUACAUUAUCUUCAAUCUCAAAGAGAAGUUUAAAAAAAAUAAAACACUACGAAAAAACGA
Pleuronectes platessa (European plaice) is the source of this 3597-nucleotide messenger RNA. It is a transcript of the gene mdfic, whose product is annotated as MyoD family inhibitor domain containing. The coding region runs from base 464 to 1288 and encodes 274 amino acids. The transcript has 5 exons. The record is from RefSeq and is a predicted model, not a curated record. NCBI's taxonomy places the organism in Eukaryota, Metazoa, Chordata, Actinopteri, Pleuronectiformes, Pleuronectidae.